UGGAUGACGUGGUGGACCGAGUCUAUCUAAGAAUUUCUCUGUGAAUUAAUUAGUUAAUUGCGUGAGAGAAACUAUUAGGUAACCAUUUUUGUUUUGGUAAGUUGCUAGGAACUAGGAAGUAGGAAUCAGUCAAAAAUAUUGUUUAGGGCUUUUCUUAGGUAGUUUCCUUUUCUUUACGGUGAAGAAAUGAAUUUUCUUUCAAGAAAGAUAAGGGGCAAUUAAAUCCAUUAGAUGCUGAGUCAUCUAUGAAAGUAAUGGCUUUAGAAUGUUUCAAACAUCUGAAUUGCAAGCUGCAAGAUAUAGUUUCAUGACAUCUAGCUUGUCAUGGAAAGAUAAAAAUAAUUGACUCAGCCAAUUGCAUUGUCCUUCGAUGGCUUAAUUGAAUUGUAUUUGACUCUCGAAUUCAUAGGUUCCAGAGUUCUGCCCUUGAGGCAGAAUCAAAAGUGAGAGGGACGGAGAUUUGAUGAGAAGCAAAGGCCUUCUAACUCUCUCUAGUAUUUUAGGUUAUAGUUCUAGUGAAGAAUUUAGAAAAUUUUGCCCGGAUAAGAACCUUUGCUGCUUAGACUAGUUUAUGACAGGGUUGAAGAAGUUUCGUGGAAUUUAAGUUAUUAUUAUACCAUUGCUGAUGAUGAAAGAGAAUUGUAUCCUUUUACGAAAGUCAAUCACCAACCACCAGAAGUCAGUUAUUAAAUUCUUUCAGGUAAAGAUGAGGAACCGAGCAAGUAAGUUCCAUGUUUCUUAUAAACAUGGCAAAUUGACUUCAGUGCUAAAAAUAUGUAUAAGAGCGGGUACUCUCAGAACCUGUAGCAACACAUAACAAACUGCUCUCCUGGAAUUCUCAUAAGUUCUUUAACUCUUUGACCACAUCAAUCAAAUCCUUUCAUUUCAACCCAAAACCUGCAAUAACACUUCUCUCAUCUUUCUGGUAUUUAACUGCACAUAUAAAACCAAAAGUCUAAAUAAAUAGGUUCCUUGAUAUCCCUACAUAGAUCCAUUUCUGUUGAACUUUUAUUUUCUAAGGCAAUAAUAAAAGCAUAAGUGAUGGCUGAAGGUUCAGUAGUCUUCUUUCUUACAAAGCUUACGGAAUUUCUCCAAAAAGAGGGAAGCCUAUUGUCAGUAGUUCGAGAGGAAGCUGAGUAUAUUAGUGAUGAACUCGAGUUUAUGAAGGCCUUUUUAAGAGUUGCAGAAACAAUAGAGGAUAGUGACCUUCAGCUCAAAGUGUUUGCCAAGAAAGUGAGAUAUCUUGUCUUUGACCUUGAAGAUGCUCUUGAUGAUUUCAGAUUGCGUAUUCCUUCUGAUAAUGGAUACGGAUUCCGUGCUUCUCUUCAAAAGAUAUCUAACUUGAUUAAGAGUUUAAAGGCUCGGCGUCAUAUCGCUUUGAAAAUGCAACGCAUCAAACUAAGAGUAAUUGGCAUUUCAGAGACACAUCGAAGAUACUUGAUAAGAAACAAUAUCAUGGAACAGGGCUCAAGCUCUAGCUCUGAGAGACAGCUUUCCAAAAGAAAAGAUGCACUUCAACUUGAAGAAGCUAAUCCUGUGGGCAUCGAGCACCCUAAGAAGAUGCUUAUCGAGUGGCUUUUCGAAGAUAGAUUUGACCGUGAAGUUGUUUCGGUUGUUGGCAUGGGUGGUCUUGGUAAGACGACUUUGGUGACAAGAGUAUAUCAUAAUAAAGAAGUCAAGAAACGGUUUGAGUUUCGUGCUUGGAUUACUCUUUCUCAAUCUUUCACAACAGAAGACUUGUUAAAAGAUAUCAUUCUCCAACUAUUCUAUUUUCUCCGAUUAUCAGAUCCUCAAGGAGUAGACAACAUGGACAACGAUAGGCUUAGAACAGUAAUCAAUGAAUUUCUUCAGGAACGAAGGUACCUUGUUGUCUUAGACAACGUCUCCAAUGCUAAAGCAUGGUAUGAUUUUGAGAAUGUAUUGCCAAACAACAGCUGUGGCAGCCGUAUAUUACUUACAACACGAAAUCAUGAUGUUGCCUUGGCCUCAUCGCCUGAUAAAGCCUAUAACUUGAGUCCAUUAUCUCAAGAAGAGUCGUGGACUUUGUUUUGCAGGAAAAUAUUUCAGAAUGAACCCUGCCCUCCACAUUUGGAAGGUGUUCUGCGAAAAAUCCUGGUAAGAUGUCAGGGAUUGCCGCUUGCAAUUGUGGCAAUUGGCGGUGUUCUUGCAACGAAGGACAGAUGGAGAAUUGACGAAUGGGAACUGGUGCAUCGAAGUCUUGGCGCUGUGCUAGAAGAUAAUGACAGAUUGAGAAGUAUAUUGUCACUAAGUUACAAUGACUUGCCGUACUAUCUCAAGUACUGUUUGAUGUAUUUCAGCAUUUUUCCUGCUGAUGACUCAAUUGAGCAUGCAAGACUUGUCAGAUUGUGGAUAGCUGAAGGAUUUGUGAAAGAAAAGGAAGGCAUGACAUUAGAAGAAGUUGCUGAAGGCUAUUUGAAUGAGCUUAUAAAAAGAAGUUUGGUUCAAGUGGUUGACACCACUACUGAUGGACGGGUCAAAACUUGCCGCGUCCAUGAUAUUCUCCUGGAAAUGAUAAUUCUCAAGUCAAGAGACCAAGAUUUUGCAGCCAUAGCUAACGAACAGAGUGUUACAAUGAUGUGGCCUGAAAAGGUUCGGCGCUUGUCUAUACAUAAUGUCAUGCCAAGCAUUCAAGAAAUGCUUACUGCCUCAAGACCGCGUUCACUGCUCAUGUUUUGGUGGUUAGAUUCUUUACCUGAAUCUUUUGUAUUGAAUCUGUCUUCUCAUCGGUUACGGCUGCUUAAUGUAUUGGAUCUGGAAGGCGCACCUUUAACAAAAUUUCCAAAUGAAGUUGUCAGCCUCUACCUUUUAAAAUAUUUGAGUCUAAGAAAUACCAAGGUGACGUCCAUUCCAAGCUCUAUUGGCAAGCUUCAGAACCUAGAAUCCUUGGAUUUGAAGCACACCCAUGUCACUGAAUUGCCAACUGAGAUUCUGAAACUCCAAAAACUUCGUCACCUACUGGCAUAUCGUUACGAAAAUGAGUCUGAUGAUCAGAUUGACACCAAAUAUGGCUGCAAGGCACCAGCUCAAAUAGGAAGCUUACAGUCACUACAAAAGCUUUGCUUCCUGGAGGCAAACCAAGGGAAUAACCUUUUGACUGAAUUGGGAAAACUAAAUCAACUGAGGCGGCUGGGCAUUGUGAAGUUAAGGAGAGAAGAUGGGGAAACACUGUGCUCUUCCAUCGGAAGGCUGAGAAACCUUCGUGCAUUGUCUAUUUGUUCUGUAGAAGAGAGAGAGAUCAUCGAUAUAGAAAACUUAUUGUCUCCUCCUAGAUUUCUUCAGCGGCUGUACUUGUCAGGACGUCUUGAGAGAUUACCAGAAUGGAUAUCUUCGCUCGACAGUUUGGUGAAGGUGGUUUUGAAAUGGAGUGGAUUAACCAAUGAUCCUCUACUGUUGCUUCAGCAUUUACCCAAUCUAGUGCAUCUCGAGUUUGUGCAGGUUUAUGAUGGAGAAACUUUGUGCUUCCAAGCUAAAGGGUUUCAGAGGCUCAAAUUUUUGGGUCUAAACAGGUUAGAUAGACUCAAUAAAAUAAUGAUCGAGCAGGGAGCAAUGCCUAAUCUGGAAAAGCUGAUUGUUCAGAGCUGUAGAUCAUUGCUGAGGGUGCCAUUAGGCAUCGAAUCCUUGAACGAUCUUAAAAUUUUAGAGUUCUACAACAUGCCUUUAGAUCUAAUCAUGGCUUUACAUCCCAAUGGAGGAGAAGACGGAGAUUAUUGGAAGGUUGAGCGUGUGCCUGAAGUUUUCUUCACCUAUUGGUAUGAUGGCAAUUGGGAUAUCAUUUCUUUGGAGAGUUUUAAAGGAAAAAACUCUGCUGACUCUGGACCUAGCAUUAUGCAGCGUCCUCGUCAUAUCUGGAAAUAAUGGACAAUGAUGGUGCUGGCAGUAGCGGUAUUGGCGACGCCCAGUUAGAUAAGCACAAAAGGAUUUAUGCAGAAAGAAUUGACAUUAGUGACUGCAAACAGUUUGGUUCGGUUAAUAAAUGAUAGGAUGUUAUGGAAGCAAGACCUUCUGGUGGUGGUUAUAUUGGUAGCAGUACAAGCAGUUCAGAGAACGUUUACUCUUUUUAUUGCAGUCGAAAAAAUCACAGAAAUUCUCUAUGUCGUUCAGCUCUCUUAUUCUUUCUGCAAUAGUGAGAUUUUCUUUUAACUUAUUUUCUUUUAUAUUUUUUGGGUUUGUUUUUUAUUUUAAAAUGGAAGUGAGCAGUAGGGAUUUGUGUAUCGAUGUUGUGCUCUUUUAUAGCCAGUACUUUUUGUUACGUCUACUAAAUUUUGCAGCCUGUUAUGAGGACAAGGAUGACUUUUGCUCAAAAACUCCAGUUACAAAUUGCCUUUGAAGCAUCCAAGUUACAUCAAUUAUAGCUUCACAAGAAGAAGAUUUGCGAGGCUGUUACAAUCGUUGAGACUCCUCCUACGGUGAUUAUUGGAGUUGUCGGAUAUGUUAGGACACCAUGUGGUCUCCAUUCUUUGAACACUGUUAGAGCGAGAAGCUGAAGAGAAGGUUCCUUUCACUAAGUACUCAAAUUAGUUUGAGACUGAAGAGAGAAAGAAGAGUGUCCAAGCACAGCUUGAGAAAAUAAAGAAAUAUGCAAUUGUUAGUUGUGUCUUAACUUUUCAGGUUGUUAGGGCGUCGAGACUUAUCUAGAAGGGAAGAGAUUUAACAUCAGCACACGGGAAGCAACUCUGAUACCUUGUGGUACUCUUCAGGUCUGUUGUUAAGUUUAUUUAAAUGCCCAUUUAAUCUUUUCGAAUUGUUAGGGAAUAAUGUGAAAAUUUGGUGACCAACAAUAGAUGCUAUUACGACUAAUUAGUGUUCUGGUUGGUCUGAUAUAAUUUUGAUAUCAUCACUAGAUUAUUAUGUCUUUGGUCCAUAAGGAUGCUCGUACACACAGUUAGAGGCACACUCACGCCCAUGCCUAUUUAUAUCUCUGCAUAUCCAUACUUAUGCUUCGAUACACUCCUCAAAUUUUCAUUCGACUACAAGACAUAUGGAGUAUAAUGGUUUAGGAGUUUUAUAGAAGUGAUUAUUGGUAAAAACUAUGUUGGUCGAAGGGCAAAUUGACAAGAACAUGUGCAAAUUCUAUGAUCUCUCCUAAUGUAAAAAUCCAUGAAGAAGGGUGUUGGUGCUGGAUAUGAGCAACUCUUUGGCUUUAAAAUUUGGGUGCAUGCUUUGAUGUAUAUUUUCUUUUUGAUCUUCAAAGGUGCUGCUAUAUUACUCAAAGCAUAAAGAAAGGAACAUCCUCACAAAUACAGGGCCUGAUGUGAUAGGAACAUCCUCCAUGAUCACUGAAAAACCUGAUAAGCUCAAUGCCCAUUGCGCUAAAGCAUGCUAUUUUGAUUCAAUUAGCUUUAACUUUACUAGUAGAAACAACAUUAACAUUUGAUGUAUUUUUUUUUUGAAACUAACAUUUGAUGUAUUUAGUUGCACAUGAGUUGGGCAAUUUUGUUGCAAUUUAAUUUUUAUCGGUGCUAAACAAAUCAUAGUAGCUUAAAUAGUA
Molecule: messenger RNA, 5509 nt
Organism: Mercurialis annua (annual mercury)
Lineage: Eukaryota; Viridiplantae; Streptophyta; Magnoliopsida; Malpighiales; Euphorbiaceae
Product: disease resistance protein RPM1-like
Exons: 3
Coding region: 1042-3876 (944 amino acids)
Biological process (GO): defense response to other organism
Molecular function (GO): ADP binding
Source: RefSeq, a predicted model, not a curated record